Molecule: messenger RNA, 1543 nt
Organism: Ricinus communis (castor bean)
Lineage: Eukaryota; Viridiplantae; Streptophyta; Magnoliopsida; Malpighiales; Euphorbiaceae
Product: UDP-rhamnose/UDP-galactose transporter 2
Exons: 5
Coding region: 457-1491 (344 amino acids)
Cellular component (GO): Golgi apparatus
Molecular function (GO): antiporter activity; UDP-galactose transmembrane transporter activity
Source: RefSeq, a predicted model, not a curated record
UCAGUUAAUCCGGAAAUUAUUUUUGGACUCCGCUCCCUUAAAAAGUUAAUGUAGAUUAUUGACUUGGUCUGAAAUAAUAUUAUAAUGACAAUAAUAAUAAAAGGGAUUUAUGGAAGAUUGGUCAACUAGUUCAGUAGUAAAAAAGAAGCAAAACAGUAAAAAAGAAGUAAAAAAAGAAAAGAAAGAAAGGCGAAGAAGGAACUUAAGAGAUGAGAAAAGGGAAGAUUAUCCCAAACUCACUUAAAUGGCAACAUGUAGGUAACAUGGCUUUGCUGAGAAAGACAGCAAGAAAGGAAUAUGAAGCCAAAAAAUAAUUCCAAGAAGUGGACAAACCAUCAAAAGUGUUGUUUUGUUUAUGAACUGGCUACCCUCUAUUUCAUUUUGUGUUUUUAUAUAUAAAUCUCUCAUCAUAUCAUUAAUCCAAACAAGCUUAAGCUUCUUCCAUCUGGAAAAGAAAUGGAGAAAAAAUCAUCCGCUGUUUCAGAUGUUGGAGCUUGGGCUAUGAACAUUAUCAGUUCCAUUGGUCUCAUUAUGGCCAACAAGCAACUCAUGUCCCCAGCUGGUCUUGAUUUUGCUUUUGCAACUACAUUGACUGGUCUGCAUUUUUCUGUGACGGCAUUGGUUGGGCUGGUGUCAAAUGCUACUGGCUAUUCUGUGUCAAAGCAUGUUCCCAUGUGGGAACUUAUUUGGUUCUCAGUUGUUGCCAAUGUUUCAAUCACAGGGAUGAACUUGAGCCUCAUGCUCAACUCUGUUGGAUUUUAUCAGAUCUCCAAGUUGAGUAUGAUCCCUGUGGUCUGUGUAAUGGAAUGGAUUCUUAAUGGAAAACACUACUCGAGGGAAGUGAAGAUGGCUGUGAUUGUAGUGGUGGCAGGGGUUGGUGUCUGCACUGUCACAGAUGUCAAAGUUACUGCCAAAGGAUUUUUUUCUGCUGCUGUUGCGGUCUUGUCUUCAUCUUUACAACAAAUUUCAAUUGGGUCCUUGCAAAAGAAGUAUUCAAUAGGGUCUUUUGAACUGCUAAGCAAGACAGCCCCAAUACAAGCAAUUUCUCUGCUAGUAACAGGACCAUUCAUUGAUUAUUACCUGAGUGGUAAACUGGUGUCAGAUUAUGCUUUUUCCCCUGGUGCAUUUUUCUUCAUACUACUCUCAUGUGCUUUGGCUGUAUUCUGCAAUGUGAGUCAGUAUCUCUGUAUUGGACGUUACUCAGCAGUAUCUUUCCAGGUUUUGGGGCACAUGAAAACUGUGUGUGUCCUUACCUUGGGUUGGAUACUCUUUGAUUCAGAGUUGACAGUAAAAAACAUAACUGGGAUGGCUCUUGCUGUUGCUGGAAUGGUAGUGUACAGUUGGGCAGUUGAGGCUGAAAAGCAAAAACCCAAUAAGUUAAACCCUACCAUCAAAGACAAUCUAUCAGAACAAGCCAUUAAACUUCUGAUGCAAGGAAAGGAAGACAGCACACUGAUUAAAGACCAUGAGCUUGGCCAAUCCAAAGUUUAAGUUUAUGUCAGUCAUUGCACGAACAAAGCAAUAUAUAACUUCUUAUUUCUUU